AUGCCUAUGACUGCCUCAACCUCUACAACCACCUCCCUGGAAAAUACUUCGUCCUACGGGUACGACACCAUCUUUGGUACCAGCACGUCCUCUAGCACGACCGCUUCAGGCACCAGCUCCAACGAGUACCCCGUAUUCCCAAACGGUGCCUAUAUCUCCAGGUUCUAUGUUGUCUCGUCCCAGGACUCUGGUCUGACCGACCUGGACAUUGAUCUCUACAACGCAUGCUUCCUGCCGCAUAAUCCGUUGUCACACCACAAUUACCGCCGGGAUGACGCGUCUGAAGCCAUCUCUCCCAAGCCUACCUAUCUGAUCGACGAGGCUCCGUGUAAACGACAAGCGGCGAUUAAUUCUAAUUGCUACUUCCAAAACACGAACGGCAGUUUUACGGGCCUUCAGCCUUAUUCGGGCGACUGGGACGUCCAGCAGCAAUGCUAUUGUGACAUAUAUCCCUUCUUUGACUCGGCGGCCGGUUGUCAGGAAUGUUACAGGCAACAUGGAGGCAUCGAGGGCUACCACUGGUUCCCGCAGAGUUACGUGAUGGGGGUGUCUAGCGCCUACUGUAGCGCCAGUCCUCAAACGACAGGAUUCUAUUCUUUCGCAAAUGAAUACUCAAUGACCUCGGCAUCCAGUUUGCCUAGUACCACUGCUGUUAAUAGUUUAGGCACGCAGACAGCUGCUAGUCUUUACUACACCUACGCUGCAGCUACUGGUGGUAGUAGCACGGGUGACAAAAGCAGUGCUGCAGCAACCACGUGUCUGAGCUUAAGGAGAGCCUUACUGGCCGCACUACCACUGGUUCUAAUGCUCUCUCAGUGA
Molecule: messenger RNA, 819 nt
Organism: Penicillium mononematosum
Lineage: Eukaryota; Fungi; Ascomycota; Eurotiomycetes; Eurotiales; Aspergillaceae
Exons: 2
Coding region: 1-819 (272 amino acids)
Source: RefSeq, a predicted model, not a curated record